CCGGAAGCGGAAGCGCCGGCUCAAGACGCGGCGCGGGCGGCGGGCGCGUGGCGGCACGAUGAAGUUCUCGUACCGGUUCUCGAAUCUGCUGGGCACCGUCUACCGCCGUGGGAACCUGAGCUUCACGUGCGACGGGAACUCGGUGAUCAGCCCCGUGGGCAACAGAGUCACGGUGUUCGACCUGAGAAACAACAGAUCCGAAACUCUGCCACUGGCCACCCGCUACAACGUCAAGUGUGUGGGCCUCUCCCCAGAUGGCCACCUGGCCAUCAUCGUGGACGAAGGUGGGGAUGCGCUGCUGGUAAGCCUGCCUCACAGGGCCGUACUCCACCGCUUCCACUUCAAGGGCUCCGUCAGCAGUGUCUGCUUCUCCCCAGAUGGCAGGAAGUUUGUGGUCACCAAGGGCAACUUGGCCCAGCUGUACCAUGCCCCCGGGAGGAAGCGGGAGUUCAAUGCCUUCGCCCUGGACAAAACCUACUUUGGGCCCUUCGACGAGACCACGUGCAUCGACUGGACAGACGACUCCAAGUGUUUCGCCGUUGGGAGCAAGGACAUGUCCACCUGGGUGUUCGGAGCUGAGCGCUGGGACAACCUAAUCUACUACGCGUUGGGGGGCCACAAGGACGCCAUCGUGGGCUGCUUCUUCGAGUCCUGCAGUCUGGACCUAUACACGCUCAGCCAGGACGGCGCCCUGUGUGUGUGGCAAUGCGACACGCCCCCCGAGGGCCUGCGGCUGAAGGCCCCCUCUGGCUGGAGGGCCGAUGUGCUGCUGGGGGACGUGGGGGACGAGAGCGAGCAGGAGGCCGAGACCACCGUCCAGGGGAAGGCCACACCGGCCGCCGAGGAGCAGCAGGGCAAAGUGAAGUACUCGCGGCUGGCCAAGCACUUUUUCAACAAAGAAGGCGACUUCAACCAGCUGACGGCCGCAGCCUAUCACAAGAAGACUCACCUCUUGGUCACUGGCUUUGCUUCUGGGACCUUCCACCUCCACGAGCUCCCGGAGUUCAACCUCAUCCACUCCCUGAGCAUCUCGGAUCAGAGGAUCACCUCAGUGGCCAUCAACAGCUCCGGGGACUGGGUGGCCUUCGGGUGCUCAGGCCUGGGCCAGCUGCUGGUGUGGGAGUGGCAGAGCGAGUCCUACGUGCUCAAGCAGCAGGGCCACUUCGACAGCAUGGUGGCGCUGGCCUAUUCCCCUGACGGCCAGUACCUGGUCACCGGCGGUGAUGACGGCAAGGUGAAGGUCUGGAACACCCUCAGCGGCUUCUGCUUUGUCACAUUCACGGAGCACACGAGCAGCGUCACUGGGGUGACCUUCACAGCCACCGGCCACGUAGUGGUCACCUCGUCCAUGGACGGGACUGUGCGUGCCUUUGACCUCCACAGGUACCGGAACUUCCGCACCUUCACGUCCCCACGGCCCACCCAGUUUUCUUGCGUGGCCGUGGACUCGAGUGGGGAGAUCGUGGCCGCCGGCGCCCAGGACUCCUUUGAGAUCUUCAUCUGGUCCAUGCAGACGGGCAGGCUCCUGGAUGUUCUCUCGGGCCACGAGGGCCCCAUCAGCGGGCUCUGCUUUAGCCCCGCCAGGUCGGUCCUGGCCAGCUCCUCGUGGGACCGCACGGUGCGCCUGUGGGACAUGGCCGACAGCUGGCGGACCACUGAGACGCUGGCACUGACCUCGGACGCGCUGGCCGUGACCUACCGCCCUGACGGUGCCGAGCUGGCUGUGGCCACCCUGAACUCGCAGAUCACCUUCUGGGACCCCGAGGGCGCCACCCAGACGGGCUCCAUUGAGGGCCGGCACGACCUGCGGCCCGGCAGGAAGGAGCUGGACAAGAUCACGGCCAAGCACGCUGCCAAGGGGAAGGCCUUCACCACCCUCUGCUACUCUGCGGACGGCCAGUAUGUGCUGGCGGGCGGCAUGUCCAAGUUCGUAUGCAUUUACCACAUCCGAGAGCAGAUCCUCAUGAAGAAGUUCGAGGUGUCCCAAAACCUCUCCCUGGACGCCAUGGAGGAGUUCCUGAACCGGAGGAAGAUGACGGAGUUUGGCAACUUGGCGCUCAUCGACCAGGACGCCGGGGCGGACGAGGGCGUGGCCAUUCCCCUGCCAGGGGUGAAGAAAGGGGACAUGAGCUCCCGGCACUUCAAGCCUGAGAUCAGGGUCACCUCGCUCCGCUUCUCCCCAACUGGGCACUGCUGGGCAGCCACCACCACCGAGGGCCUCCUCAUCUACUCCCUGGACACGCAGCUGCUCUUCGACCCCUACCAGCUGGACACCAGCGUCACCCCCGCCCGGGUGCGGACAGCCCUGCGCCAGCGUGAUUUCACCAGGGCCCUGCUCAUGGCACUGCGGCUGGGCGAGCGGCCACUGGUGCAGGAGGCCCUGGAGGCCGUGCCCUGGGGCGAGAUCGAGGUGGUUGCUUCCUCCCUGCCUGACCUGUACGUGGAGAAGGUUCUGGGCUUCCUGGCUCCCGCCCUGGAGGUGUCUCGCCACCUGGAAUUCUACCUCUUGUGGGCUCAGAAGCUGCUCAUGCUGCACGGACAGAAGCUCAAGGCCAGGGCAGGGACGCUGCUGCCCACCAUCCAGUUCCUGCAGAAGAGCCUCCAGCGGCACCUGGACAGCGUCUCCAAACUCUGUGAUUGGAACCGUUACAACAUCCGCUAUGCACUGGCACUGUCACAGCAGCGUGGCCUGAAGCGCCCAUCUGAGCCGCUGGACAGUGAGGAGGACGCCGAGGAGGACGAGGACAGCCUGUGCCUCCUUCGGACAGCAGACGGGGACCUAGGGAAUGGCCUGCUGGCAUAGGGCCCCAGAGGGCGU
Sorex fumeus (smoky shrew) is the source of this 2818-nucleotide messenger RNA. RefSeq names its product PWP2 small subunit processome component (gene PWP2). Gene Ontology annotation, cellular component: Pwp2p-containing subcomplex of 90S preribosome; small-subunit processome. Gene Ontology annotation, biological process: maturation of SSU-rRNA from tricistronic rRNA transcript (SSU-rRNA, 5.8S rRNA, LSU-rRNA); ribosomal small subunit assembly. Lineage: Eukaryota; Metazoa; Chordata; Mammalia; Eulipotyphla; Soricidae. The coding region runs from base 59 to 2803 and encodes 914 amino acids. The record is from RefSeq and is a predicted model, not a curated record. Gene Ontology annotation, molecular function: protein binding. The transcript has 20 exons.